Molecule: messenger RNA, 1797 nt
Organism: Penicillium paradoxum
Lineage: Eukaryota; Fungi; Ascomycota; Eurotiomycetes; Eurotiales; Aspergillaceae
Exons: 2
Coding region: 1-1797 (598 amino acids)
Biological process (GO): silent mating-type cassette heterochromatin formation
Cellular component (GO): rDNA heterochromatin; SHREC complex
Source: RefSeq, a predicted model, not a curated record
AUGUCUUCCAGCGAUGACGACCUCAAUGUCAAUGUAAUUCCCAUGGAUAGCUUUCCUAGUGAUGGCGAUCCGAGUACCUGGCCUGGUGGCAACUAUGCUGAACGUGUUGACCACCGCUGGCGCGAGUUACUCGCCGACAACUGGCUUAAAAACAUGGGCACUUACGAGGAAGCCAACAAUGAGCGCCGACCCACUGAUGCGGACGGCCCAGAUUACUGGCGGAUAUUGGUGAUGAAAUUAAAAGACAAGGGUGAACUCGAUGAAGACAUUGAACAACAUUUCAAUCUCGACUGGGUAUUGACUCAUGAAUGGCUCUCUGAUUAUUUCACGAAGCUGGUCAUGGACCCUGCCUUCGUCCCUCGUCGUGGUGAACUAGUUCUCUGGAUUUGGCAGGGCCUCGAAGACGGCUGCUUGAUGCGCAAUCCAAAGACUGGCUUUAUUGAGAUUUUCGGCAAUGAUAACAAAUGGCAUGGCGUGCCAGAUUGGCGCGCCGGCGUGAUCACCCAAACCCCCGAAGACGAUGUGCAUAAGGUGGAUAUUGUCGAGACUCCGGACAGUCCACGAGGACUGAGUUACUCUGGAUUCCGUGUGGAGACUCUGCCAGAUCCCCUGGGCGAUGACAAAUCUUUAUCCUUGCAAUACGCCUAUGUGCCCUUGCGCAACAUCAGGCCAUUCAACACAUGGCAAGUCUAUCUCGAUGGUCAAGACCGGGAAGAUAUGCAUCCAUCCAUUGAGAACGCGAUGACUGUCAUGUCAUCCUGGAGCAUGGUCCACAAGUACCACAUAGUUGGCAAAUACCCUAAUGCCAGGAUCCACUGCAAGGGAAUCUUCAUUGGCAGCGAACUCAUCGCCGUAUCCGAUACCGUUCGCCUGAAGCCCGAGGGAUACCAAUACAACCAGCUCAAGUCCGGCGUGGCUGGAAAAGUGACAGACGUGAUGGUCAUUGAAAAAAUUUCACUCUGCUUGAUGGGCUGUGUCGAUGAUGAUGAGGAGCAGCUCGCAGCCCACUACACAGUGUUGAUCUCCGGCCAGGUGUUCACUACAGAUCCCAAACGCGUGGGCGAGUCCAAGACAUUCCCACAUCCCCGGUCCAUGCCAGAGGAAGACAUCCCAGACCCUGUGCCACUCAACGCCGAAGAAGCAACCAGUACAUUCCGACAAGUCAGUAUGAGCGACUACGGCCCCUGGUACCGCAUGGCCAAGGGACGAAACUGCAACAUCACCCCGCAACUGAUCCUCGGCCGGUGCUACGAACCCCUCGCGGCAGAACUCAUGUUCGGCACACACACCCUCGGCUACGAUCUUCCCGGUGUGCUCGAAGGCCGCAACUACUCUUCCCAGGUUGACAACCGUAUGUCAGAAGGCAACACAUGGUUCUGGGGCGACUGCCGGGUGGAGACACUAGGAUUAACUGAGAUCAACGGUGUGGAAUGCGGCCUUACAGCUGCUCAACGCGGCAGCCCGCGCAAAUGGCAAGCAAUUAUCAAAAUGUCGCACGGCGAGGUAAGCCAUGCUCUACGGCGCCAGGCGCAGAUCCCUGGUAGUGGCGGGCGGCCAUUGAAGUCUUCAUCGUCUGCUCCAAGUGGCAGGCCGAGGGGUCGGCCAAAGAGUGGACUUUCGCAGGUGGCACAGACGAGCAAGAUGGUCAGCUCUGCUAUUGGCAGUGCGCCUGAGGAUGAAGGUGAAAGCUCCUUUGAUGAUGGCGGUGGUGUGACUGAUGACCAAGUGGCCGGUCUCUCUGGACUAGGUCUUUUGGGUGCUGCUUCGAGUGAUAGUGAUGAUCCUACAUUUGCAUAG